Messenger RNA from Trematosphaeria pertusa, 2054 nucleotides. Its product is annotated as pentatricopeptide repeat protein-like protein. The record is from RefSeq and is a predicted model, not a curated record. Lineage: Eukaryota; Fungi; Ascomycota; Dothideomycetes; Pleosporales; Trematosphaeriaceae. The transcript has a single exon. Gene Ontology annotation, molecular function: protein binding. Bases 119 to 1903 code for a protein of 594 amino acids.
CGCCGUCGCCUCCCUAUCGCUCGCAGCUUGCCAAUGGGUUCGUUCUGAGCCCCUUGAGUCCCUUCCUCAGAUGGCAUUUCGUCUGACAGGCUCCCGCUGACACAAUGCUCGCCCUCUCAUGUCCCUAUUCCGCGCCCUCGACCGGACCACCGCCGUCUCCAAUACGAGGCACGCACGACCGCUCCUCGCAUUCCUAUAUCCAGUGUUGUGUAAGAAGACUCCCCGCCGUAGCUUCAGCAAGAGCUCUGUGAAUGGGCCGCCGAAGCGUCCUUCCAUUUCGACAGAACAUAUGGACAAUUUCUUCAUCCGGGCAUUGGCGCGGGCGGGAUCGUGCCCGGAACAUGCGAAGCAGAUAUCUACCUUACGGGAUAUCGUCCCAUUUGCAACGAGACAUCACAAAACGCGGCGGAAAAGCACAUUGCCCAAGUACAUUAAGAGGGAGUUCAAGAGCAAGGCGGAGCGCAACGGCCCGUUCAAAAGGGCUAGGCAGUUUGCGGAGAGGGAGUUGAAGGCGUUGGUGGACUACUAUGGCAUAGACUUGGCCGCUCCUCCUGAGGAAGAGGUCAUGGAUGAUGGACCACUGAUAUGGAACGUUGGCGACGACCACGAACCCUGGCCGACUCGCAACCCCGAGGACGCCAAAACCGUAGCGAAGCUCGAGGAGCUGCUAAAGGACGAGGAGACGCCACAUGACGAUAUAUUCGAAGCCUAUAGCCUGCUGCCUGCUCCUGGUGUAGUCUACCUGAGCACAAAGACGAUACGGGCGAUGCUCCACCACCUCUCGAUCCUCGAACGGCCUACUCCGACUGCCAUGCAGCGGUUCCUUUCCAUACUAGACGAUAUGAAGAACGCCCAUAUACACAUUAUACGCUCUGAAUGGACGACAGCCAUCUAUCUGGCAGGCCGCUUCAUGGGAACGGUGUCCGCGGACGAAGUUCAAUCCGCUCUGUAUGUUUGGCGAGACAUGGAGAAACGGGCAGGAGUCAAGAGUGGCAUUGUAACGCUCAAUGUGCUUUUCGACGUAGCCGUCAAGGCCGGGAAGUACACGCUCGCAGAGAUGUUUCUGAAGGAGAUGCAAGCUCGCAAGCUCAAGAUGCAUCGCCACUUCCGAGUUUCGCUAUUAUACUACUAUGGCGUUCUGCAGAACGGGAACGCAGUGAGGAAAACGUAUCAAGACCUCGUUGAAGCCGGCGAUAUCGUCGACACAGUGGUCAUGAACUCCGUUAUUGCAGCCCUUAUCCGCGCCGGCGAGCCCGCGGCAGCUGAACAUGUCUUCGAGCGCAUGAAGCGCUUGCAUGCUACGAAAACCACACCCUUCCCGGGAGGCUUAUCCUUCAACGGCCGCAAGUGGCGCGAACGCCGGCUCCUUGGCCUCCACCUCACGCACCAAGCUCGAUUGCAUAAGGAGAUGGGAGACUUGGAAAAGCGCAAGCAACUACAAGACUCUGCACCUAUCGCCCCAGACUCACGCACAUAUGGCCUCCUCAUCCGCCACCACGCCCGCACAGCUGGAAACAUCGACCGCGUAAACGAACUGCUGCAGGAAAUGCGGUACAACUCCAUCCCGCUCGAAGGGUCAAUUUUCAUCGUCAUGUUCCACGGCUUCAACUCCUUCGGCGGGGUACGAUACUCAUCCUGGACAAGAGAUAAGCUCGAGCGAAUAUGGAUUGAAUACCUGGUUGCUGUGGAAGACAAGUUAGAAAGGACCUGGGUCUCGAAGAUGGCGGUUGUUGCAGCGUUGAAGGCGUUCAAGAAAUGCACGGACGCGGAGCGCACGCUGAGGGCUUGGGAAGAAGUCAGGAGGUUGUGGGAGCCAAAUGCAGAAGAAUUAGAAGCUAUGCUAAGGACGCUGAGGACACUAGUACCGCAACAGGGCUUUUUUGAUGAGUAUAGAGGGGUGUAAGAUGGAUUGUAAAUGUAUAUCCGGGCCGUCGGGUACGUAGGGCGUUCCUCGCAUACCCCUGUAUCUGUAGAUAUCUUUCCAGGCAAUGUCUGCAAUGCAAGCCGAUCUCGGGGGAGAGUCGGGUUAACGAUCUUACUAAUCCUGAUCGGCU